AUGUCAAUUUGCACCAUCCGCUCAACAGCCGGCAGAUUCCCUGCUCGCUCGUUAUGGACAUUGCCAUCACAGCAUCGGAGUCUCAUGGCGGGAGAGAGCGCUCAGUCUUCGGGAGACGACCGAAUUAUCAAUGUCUCGAUUCCCAAAGACUCUUUUGAUACGUACAACAUAGAUCCACCUCCAUACAGCUUGGAGACAUCGAAAAGCGAAUUGCGACAGUUAUACAAAGAUAUGACUACCAUUCGGAGAUUGGAGCUGCUAUCAGACCAACUUUACAAGGAACGAAAGAUCCGAGGCUUCUGUCAUCUCUCAACAGGCCAGGAAGCUGUUGCCGUUGGCAUAGAGCAUGCGAUCACCAAGUCCGAUCCUUUGAUAACAGCAUAUCGCAGCCAUGGCUUCACAUACAUGCGAGGCGGAAGGCUGCGCUCAAUAAUUGGCGAAUUACUUGGUAAACAAGAUGGUAUCUCGUAUGGCAAAGGCGGAUCAAUGCAUAUGUUUGCCAAGGGAUUCUAUGGUGGCAAUGGAAUUGUAGGUGCACAUGUACCUGUUGGCACUGGUAUUUCACUUGCUCAGCAGUAUUCUGAGAAAAUGAAUAUGACGGUUGACAUGUAUGGAGACGGUGCGGCAAAUCAGGGGCAGGUGCAUGAAUCUUUUAAUAUGGCGAAGUUGUGGAAUCUGCCAGUACUUUAUGGUUGUGAGAAUAACCAGUAUGGAAUGGGAACAUCCGCCGAAAGAUCAUCCGCCAUGACAGACUACUACAAACGCGGCCAUUACUUCCCUGGCAUUCGCAUCAACGGCAUGGACGUCCUUGCCGUCUUGUCAGCAGUCAAAUAUGCCCGCCGCCUAAUCACUGGUGAAGAAGGGUCCCACGAAGGACCCCUCUUAUACGAAUUCGUCACCUACAGAUUCGCGGGACACAGCAUGUCAGACCCCGGUAUCGCGUACCGAUCGCGCGAAGAACUCAAAGACGCAAGAAAACAGGAUCCCUUGAUUGUACUCAAGGACCGAAUGAUAGAAUUGAAAAUCAACACGGAAGAUGAAUUGAAGACCAUGGAAAAGGAGAUUAGGGCCCAUGUUAAUGCUGAGGCUGAGGUCGCGCUGAAGAUGGACGAUCCCCCGCCGACGCAGAACACUUUGUUCCAGGAUAUUUAUGUGAGAGGGGCGGAACCUCCUUAUAUGAGGGGUACGACGGCGGACAAGACAUACUACUAUGCGCAUUGA
Messenger RNA from Talaromyces marneffei, 1221 nucleotides. RefSeq lists its product as uncharacterized. Bases 1 to 1221 code for a protein of 406 amino acids. Gene Ontology annotation, molecular function: oxidoreductase activity, acting on the aldehyde or oxo group of donors, disulfide as acceptor. The transcript is spliced from 4 exons. Lineage: Eukaryota; Fungi; Ascomycota; Eurotiomycetes; Eurotiales; Trichocomaceae. The record is from RefSeq and is a predicted model, not a curated record.